AUGUCCAGGCACACUGCUAGUGCUAUGAGGUGGCACAAAGAUAAAAGAAUUGAGGAAGAAGGUGUUAUGAGGCAUCCUGUGGACUCUAUUGCUUGGAAAGAAUUUGAUAAAACAUAUGCUGAGUUUGCUGAAGACCCUCGAAAUGUUAGAUUAGGCCUUGCAACUAAUGGGUUUAAUCCUUUUGGGAAUAUGAGCACAUCUUAUACACCAGGAAAAGACCUUGACGUGUAUAUGCAGCCACUAAUUGAUGAGCUUAAGGAACUAUGGGAAGAUGGUAUUCAAACCUAUGAUAAAGUGAGUGAGUCUGCAUUUAAUAUGCGUACAGCUGUGAUUUGGACUAUCAAUGACUUUCCGGCUUAUGCAAAUUUAUCCGGUUGGAGUACCCAAGGUUAUUUGGCAUGCCCCGUGUGCAAUAAAGAUGCAUCAUCUACCGGCAUAAGGAGUAAGGUUUGUUAUACUGGACAUCGCAGAUACUUAUCUAUGGAUCAUUCAUUUAGAAAAAGUCCAUUAUUUAAUGGAAAGUCAGAGAUGAGACCUUCUCCAAGGGAAUUUUCUGGACAUGACAUACUUGACCAAUUAGAUCUCAUCUUACCUUCUAAUCCUGAGGGUAAAUCCAUGGACACGUACAAGGCAAGGUUGGAUUUGGCUGACAUGAAAAUUAGGAAACACUUGUGGUUAAAGCCAAAGGGGGAUAAGACUAAUAAGAUGGAAAAAUUUCGAGGGGAGUAUGUGUUCAAACCAGCUGAACGUACAGCUUUUUGUGAAUUCUUAAAAUUUGUGAAAUUUCCAGACGGGUAUGCAUCAAAUAUAUCACGGAAUGUGAAUGUUGAUGAGGGGACAGUUUCAGGUUUAAAAAGCCAUGAUUUCCAUAUGCUAAUGCAAAGGCUUCUUCCAGUUGGAAUUCGAAAAGACUUGAAAAAAUCAAUAUAUAGCCCACUUGUGGAGUUAUCAAGUUUCUUUCAACAAAUAUGUGCAAAGACAUUGAGAGUUGCAGAUUUGGAUAACUUGGAAGAAAACAUUGUGAUGACACUAUGCAAGCUCGAGAAAAUAUUUCCACCAGCAUUCUUUGACGUCAUGGUUCACUUAGCCGUGCACUUACCACAAGAGGCUAAACUUGGUGGUCCAGUGGGAUAUAGGUGGAUGUAUCCCAUUGAGAG
Molecule: messenger RNA, 1157 nt
Organism: Prunus avium (sweet cherry)
Lineage: Eukaryota; Viridiplantae; Streptophyta; Magnoliopsida; Rosales; Rosaceae
Source: RefSeq, a predicted model, not a curated record